UGGUUAUACUUUUGAUAUAUUCUUUAAAAAAGCGUGUUUUCGCGCAGAAGAGCACUGAAAGGGUUCGGAGCGUUUUGGCACCAAUAAUGUUCAGUUCCUAAUAAAUAUGGCAGCUUAGUUGCAAGCAGUGUUGAGUGCUAGUACAAUCGACACGUCACAAUUUACUACAAUGAGCCAAUCAACCGACAAACGGUACGGUAUAGCUAUUUGUGGUUUGGGUCGUGCAGGCUCCAUACACACAGGCAAUUGUGUUCGACAUCCGAAAGUAGAUAUUAAAUACUUCGUUGAGCUAGACCUUUUAAGAGCAGAACAAGUAAAAAAAGAAUAUGGAUUGGUUGAUACAAAAGUGGUUCACUCUAAUGACUUCAACACUAUUCUUGAGGAUGCCAAUGUUGACGGCGUUAUAAUAGCAACAGUGACGUACGCGCAUGAAGAAUACGUCAAAAAGUGUAUUCAAGCUAAAAAGCCAAUCUUCUGUGAAAAGCCUAUCGCCGAAAAUUUAAAAGAUACAGUUUCAUGUUACGAAGAAGCUGAGCGGUUAGGAGUGCCACUAUUUUGCGCGUUCAAUCGACGAUUCGACGCUACUCAUCGUGCAGUGAAAGAUGCUGUGGACAACGGUGAGGUGGGAGAGGUUCAUAUGAUAAAAGUAUGUAGCAGGGAUUCCCCUAUCCCCAGUGCUGCUUACCUAAAAAUAUCGGGUGGCAUUUAUCACGACUGUGCAGUGCAUGAUAUAGACAUGGCGACUUGGAUUAUGAAGGAUUAUCCGACAACUGUUUUCUCCCAAGCGCAUGCGUUCAGAAAAUUUAUUAAAGAUUUGAAUGAUGUUGACACGGUUUCAAUAACAAUGCAGUUCGCUUCAGGUGCAAUUGCACAAAUUGAUUUGAGCCGUUUUGCAGCGUAUGGAUACGAUCAGAGAGUUGAAGUGUUGGGAGAAUUAGGAAUGGUUGAGAGUUUAAACGAAAACAAAACCAACCUCCGCAAAUCAACUGGCCAAAGCAUCAGCAACGACCUAUUAAAGUUUUCUUUUCCACAAAGAUACCCGCUAGCAUACGAGAAUGAGAUCCGUCAUUUCUUGGAUAUAAUCGAUGGCACUCCACCGUUGAUUACAAAGACAGACGUGAGUAUGGUGUCCCUCAUCGCGUCAGCUUGCGAAGAAUCGCAUCGCACUGGAAAGCCAGUUAGAAUAUGUAGAGACACAUUAACUUACGAAGUCAUAUAAUGUAGCUAUUACACAAUAUUCAUAGAAAUUUUAGCGCGUAUUAAAUUUGGCAGUGCUGAAAAAAAUUAUUUGGCCAAAUUUUCAGACCCACUUAUACAUACCUAAUUUUGCCAUAAAGCCAGGGAACUGAUGGUUGGCUAUCUUUCCAUAUCCAACUUCUUCCCGGGCCAUUUCUACGCUUAUAUUCUGACAAGACGACUCCGUGGUGACUAUUACGGACAGAACCCGUCUCGUUAGAAUAUCAGAUUUAGAAGAGCCCUGGGGACAAGGCUGUUGCAUAUUACAUGUUUUUGUAAUAAAAAUUAGGUUUUACGAAAUUUUGGUAGUAAAUUAUCCAAAACUACUUUGUAGGAAAUUUUGUUUUAGAUAAAAUUUUGGAGAAAUAGAA
Hydractinia symbiolongicarpus is the source of this 1607-nucleotide messenger RNA. Its product is annotated as myo-inositol 2-dehydrogenase-like. Lineage: Eukaryota; Metazoa; Cnidaria; Hydrozoa; Anthoathecata; Hydractiniidae. Gene Ontology annotation, cellular component: cytoplasm. Gene Ontology annotation, biological process: NADPH regeneration. The transcript is spliced from 5 exons. The record is from RefSeq and is a predicted model, not a curated record. Gene Ontology annotation, molecular function: oxidoreductase activity; nucleotide binding. Bases 170 to 1219 code for a protein of 349 amino acids.